CGCGGCUCCCGCCCAACGGCAGCGGCAGGGGCGGCGAAGGGGACCGAACCCCGAGGGCGAGGCGCCGGCACCCGCUGCCGGCGAAAGUUAUGGGAAGCGCGACCAUGGACGCCAAGAAGAAGAAAGAGGCCGGCGGCCCUGGCGGGAGCGGCGGGAAGAAGAACCCCGGCCCGAAGCGGCGGUCGCUGCGGGUGCACAUCCCGGACCUGAGUUCCUUUGCCAUGCCACUCCUGGAUGGAGAGCUGGAGAGCGCGGAAAAGCAUUCCUCUCGCAAGGUGGACAGCCCCUUCAGCUCGGGCAGCCCUUCCCGGGUGCUCUUCUCCAGGGGACCCCAGCCCUCCAGCCCCGUGUCGGCUCCCGUGCGGCCCAAGACCAGCCCCGGCUCUCCCAAAACCGUGUUCCCGUUCUCCUACCAGGAGUCCCCGCCCCGCUCGCCACGGCGCAUGAGCUUCAGCGGCAUCUUCCGCUCCUCCUCCAAAGAAUCUUCUCCCAACUCCAACCCGUCCACCUCGCCCGGGGGCAUCAGGUUCUUCUCCCGCUCCAGAAAAACCUCCAGCGUCUCCUCAUCCCCAUCCACACCCACCCAAGUGACGAAGCAGCACACGUUUCCUCUCGAGUCUUACAAGCAGGAGCCCGAGCGUUUAGAAAACCGCAUCUAUGCCUCCUCUUCCCCGCCAGACCCCACCCAGCGCUUCUGCCUGGCCUUCCACAGCCCGACGCGGCCUCCACUGGCGUCCCCGACGCACCAGGCUUCCCCCAGAACCGCGGCGCUGGCGGCGGCCCCGGGACCCGCGGAAGCCGGCAUGCUGGAGAAGCUGGAGUUCGACGAGGAAGCAGAAGACUCAGAAAGUGGCGUUUACAUGCGAUUCAUGAGGUCCCACAAGUGCUACGAUAUCGUUCCAACCAGCUCCAAGCUCGUUGUCUUUGACACCACCUUACAAGUUAAAAAGGCCUUCUUUGCCUUGGUAGCUAACGGGGUCCGCGCAGCACCGCUGUGGGAGAGUAAAAAGCAGAGUUUUGUAGGAAUGCUAACAAUUACAGACUUCAUAAAUAUACUACAUAGAUAUUAUAAAUCACCUAUGGUACAGAUUUAUGAAUUAGAGGAGCAUAAGAUUGAAACAUGGAGGGAGCUAUAUUUACAAGAAACAUUUAAGCCUUUAGUGAAUAUAUCUCCAGAUGCAAGCCUCUUCGAUGCUGUAUACUCGUUGAUCAAAAACAAAAUCCACAGAUUGCCAGUUAUUGAUCCUAUCAGUGGAAAUGCACUUUAUAUUCUUACCCACAAAAGAAUCCUCAAGUUCCUCCAGCUUUUUAUGUCUGACAUGCCAAAGCCCUCCUUCAUGAAGCAGAACCUGGACGAGCUUGGCAUAGGCACGUACCACAACAUCGCCUUCAUCCACCCGGACACGCCCAUCAUCAAGGCCUUGAACAUCUUUGUGGAGAGACGGAUAUCGGCCUUGCCCGUGGUGGAUGAGUCAGGAAAAGUUGUAGAUAUUUAUUCCAAAUUUGAUGUAAUUAACCUCGCUGCUGAGAAAACGUACAAUAACCUAGAUGUGACCGUGACUCAGGCGCUGCUGCACCGAUCGCAGUACUUUGAAGGGGUUGUGAAGUGCAGUAAGCUGGAGACACUGGAGACCAUCGUGGACAGGAUAGUCAGAGCUGAGGUGCAUCGGCUGGUGGUGGUAAAUGAAGCAGACAGCAUUGUGGGGAUUAUCUCCCUGUCUGACAUUCUGCAGGCUCUGAUCCUCACGCCAGCAGGUGCCAAACAGAAGGAGCCGGAGACGGAAUGAGAACCGUGCGCGUCCGCCCUCCUAGGAGAACUUGAACACACUUUUUCUGGGUCACGUUUUGCCUCAUGAACACUGGCUGCAAUAGAAGAGAAUAAAGUGGCUAAGAAUGUAUUAGCAGGGGUUAGUGAUGGGUAUUUUUUUCUCCAGUGAUGUCAGCUUAAAAAAGAACGAUUUUGUGUGCUUGCAGCUUUCAGGCCUGCAUUAAAAGACAGUUUUCAGACCUUCGUCUGAAGGAUUUUAAAUGCUGUAUGUCAUUAAAGCGCACUGUGUCCUGAA
This is a messenger RNA of Dipodomys spectabilis (banner-tailed kangaroo rat), 2063 nucleotides long. RefSeq names its product protein kinase AMP-activated non-catalytic subunit gamma 2 (gene Prkag2). The coding region runs from base 90 to 1787 and encodes 565 amino acids. The transcript is spliced from 16 exons. Lineage: Eukaryota; Metazoa; Chordata; Mammalia; Rodentia; Heteromyidae. The record is from RefSeq and is a predicted model, not a curated record.